AUUUUAGCCAAAUUCAUUUGUAACUUUUUGAAAUAUUUUGCAGACACAGAGAGAAAGAAGGAAGAGAGCACAUGCACCGACCAACUUCACUGGCAAAGGUGAAUGCCGUCAUGCCAUUUGGGUGCCUUGCCCUGCGAGAUGGGCGGACUUAUGAUAGCAUAUCUGAUGUCACAGACAAAUAUGAGAUUGGACAGGUCCUCCGAGCGAAGGAGUUCUGCGAGCUGUGCCUGGCAAAGGACAGACAAACAGACAAGGUGUUUGUCUGCAAGAAAUUCCUCAAGAAAGACGGCAGGAAAGUCCGCAAGGCUGCCAAGAACGAAAUCAUGAUCCUGAAAUUGGUCAACCACCCCAACAUCCUUCAGCUGAUAGAUACAUUCGAGACCCGGAAAGAAUACUUCAUCAUCCAGGAACUUGCCACAGGAGGAGAUGUAUUUGACUGGAUUCUGGAUCAAGGGAAUUACACAGAGAGAGAUGCCUCCAAUGUCAUCAGACAAGUCCUUGAGGCUGUGGCGUACUUACACUCCCUCAACAUAGUUCAUAGGAACCUAAAGCUGGAAAACCUGAUGUACUACACAGAAAACAACCACCAGAAAGUAGUCCUACGAGAUUUCUACCUGUCCAGAUUUGAGAAUGGACCCAUCACAGAGCCUUGUGGAACACCAGAAUACCUGGCGCCUGAAGUAGUGGCUCGUCACCGAUAUGGGCGUCCUGUGGACUGCUGGGCUGUGGGCGUCAUUAUGUUCAUACUCUUAUCAGGUAAUCCUCCUUUUUAUGAUGAAACAGAGGAGGAGAACACGGAUCUACAUAAUCGCAUCAUCUUCUGUCGCAUUGUUGCUGGCGACUUUGAGUUUGAUUCUCCAUACUGGGAUGACAUUUCACCUGCAGCCAAGGAGCUUGUCUGUCGACUCAUGGAGGUGGAUCAGAUGCUGAGAAUCACAGCACAAGACGCACUUUGGCAUGAAUGGAUUGCAGGGAAUGGUGCAUCAGAAAAGAACCUGAAAGAUGGUGUGUGCGCCCAGUUUGAGAAGAACUUUGCAAAGGCCAAAUGGCGGGAGUUGAAGAAAGCGAUCCGUGUUACUACCUUCAUGCAACGACUGAAGAAUUCAGAGGCACUGAUUGACAGUUCAGCUGAAGCACAGGGCAGUGAGGAGGUGGGAGAUGGGGAAGGGUGUGUGUCGCAGGGGACAAGUGAUGAGGGAGAAAAAGGGGCGAGUGAUGGAGGAGUGACGUCAAGUAGCGUGUCUUUAGAGGUAACUGUUGAAAAUAGACCAGCAGGUAUUGACCAGGAUGGAGAAAAGAAGGAGGAGGCGAAGAUGGGCAUAGGCCCAUCUGUAAGAAUUUCCCCAUCAGAUAAUCUGGAUUCUCUCUGCCAAUCAAAUGCAGCCCCCAAACUUGCACAAGAGGAGCCUGAUAAGCUCUGUGCAAAGAAAGCAGCAGGUGAUGGAACCAGGAAAAUAGCUGCCAAUUUGGGUCAAAAUAAAGUUUCUUCAGAAUCCACACCGACCCCGGUGGUGACCCCUAAACCCACCAAGUUGACAGAUGAUAUUUCAGGUACUAAACAUCCAUCCACCUCCCCUGAUCCUAGCAGCAAGCGUAAAAUGGCUGCAACACUCCAUGGGCCUCCACCCACAGCCUCUGCUGCUUCAGGAGCCUCCCCUGAGAAGAGGCCAGCAGCCACGCAGAAAGAGCAGAAGGAUGAAAAUGAUGGAAGUUGGUGUCAGACCCAGCUACCUGAGGCAGUGGCAGAGAGGUCAGUGGGAGCAUCGGUCACUCCAGCGAUUGGGCCUGGAGCUGGAGUGGAUGCAGGUCCAGGAGUUAGUUUAAGGGGUGAUGCUAGCCCUGUCAUUAGAGGGGAUAUGGAUGCCAGGAAAACAGACAGAUAUAGUGCUGAGUUUAGCAUAGCCAGGGCAGGUCCUGCAACGGGACAGGGUUGUUAUACAGUAGGCAGCUCUGCUAGUUUGGGCCGUCAUGCCACACCAUACAACCCAGAAGUUGCACCUGUAGGCAUGGGGAUAGCAGGGAGCUAUGGGAGUCCAUACAGUUCUCUGUAUACAUCUGGAGGAGGGAUAGGGAUGUACGGGACUGGGCUGCACCCUGGAGCAGGUGGAAGUAGCACCACAUGCGACUGGCAAAUGGACAGUGUGAUUGAGCAGAUAGAGAAGCAAAUGGCUGCUGUUCUGGAGAAGAUUGAAGGAGACAUGCCCUCGCUGCUGGAGCAAAUCAGUGACUGCCCUCCUGAACCACCACGUGCACGAAGCACACAUGCCUCACCCGCCACCUCCCGUGCACGCCCCUCACAACACUCCUCAUCUGAGAGCUCAGCCACUCCUCCACCUCUUCCUACCUCUCCCAGGCCUGCAUUGCCUUCUCUCCCUCGCCUUACUAUCCCUCCUCCAUCCUAUCCCCCACCCUCCCCACCUACACAAGCCUCACCCCAGGCCAUGGGAGAGCAGGAGGACAGGGAUGGACAGAGGGGUGCUCGUUCCAACCAGUCGCCCAGAGCUGGGAUGGGCAGGGGGCUAUGA
This is a messenger RNA of Scomber japonicus (chub mackerel), 2525 nucleotides long. RefSeq names its product CaM kinase-like vesicle-associated, like (gene camkvl). The record is from RefSeq and is a predicted model, not a curated record. Lineage: Eukaryota; Metazoa; Chordata; Actinopteri; Scombriformes; Scombridae. Gene Ontology annotation, molecular function: calcium/calmodulin-dependent protein kinase activity; ATP binding; calmodulin binding. Bases 72 to 2525 code for a protein of 817 amino acids. Gene Ontology annotation, cellular component: intracellular anatomical structure. Gene Ontology annotation, biological process: peptidyl-serine phosphorylation. The transcript is spliced from 12 exons.